AGGUGUCGUUAAAACCUGCAGGAGAAUUUUUGGGUCUCGCUGUCCCUGGUUUGGCUGAAGGAAGACCUUCGCUUCUGAUUGGCGAUCGAGUGAUACUGUGUGUUAGCGGUGAGUUUUCUGUGGAAAAAACUUGGCUAUAGCGCCUCAUUUUUCAGCAUACUUUUCCGUAAUAAAAUAUGCCGGUAAUGAACGCUUUCUUGUUUAUUAUAUAUUAUAUAUUACUUGUUUAUUAUUACGAAGAAUAUAUCCGAUUUAAUACGAUUUGCUGUUUCAUUUAGGAGCUUCAACCAACUCUUCAAAAUAUGAAGGCUUUAUUCAUGAGGUAUAUGCACGUCUUCCUCAAUAAACUGGAAUUAAAUUGUGAAAUAAAAGAUGUUUAAUUAAGAUAAGCUGAGUACCUAAGUUAAUAUUUUAAGGUACUGAGUAGCGAGGUCUUGCUAAAGUUUCACGAAGAUUUUCACUCCACGUAUGAUAUGGACUCGUACAAUGUCAUGUUCUUUUUCAACAGGUAUAGGAUCCUUGUACCUGUCACGUUUUAGGAAGAGUUACUCUUUUUAGACUUUUGUAAUUUUGUAUUCUUUUGUAUUUUAAACUUAACCCUAAUCCUAUCCCUAAUCCUAACACUUUCCCUAAUCCAAAUCCAAACCCUAAUCGUAUAACCCUAAAAGUCUAAAAAUAGUAACUGUUCCUAAAUUGUGACUCAUACGCUAAAUGUAACUGGGCUCUCUUGACGUUUGAGUUUGGACCAUGCAGAAAUACGAAACAACUCAUUUUUUUGAAAAGUCAAUAUAUUUCUCUUCUACCUUAUCUACAGAACUACGCUGAGAAGGUCUCAUAAAGCAGUUGAAUCGGCAAAAUAUUUAGGAGAUCAGGGUAAGAAAAUUUCUAGAGAUAGACCGGCAAGUGCUCUUUGCCGUAUGGCUGAUAACUGGAUAGCCGGGCCAGCCCGACUUCUUAUUUAUUAAUUAUUUAUUAACUUCACAACCAUGAGUACUAUAAAAUGAUUACAAAUAAACUUUUGGAAAAAAACUGGGCAACACUUAAUUUAAAUAUGGUUGAAGAUAUAGUCAACAGCACAUGAGUCCCAUGUGAAAACCAACCUGGCAAAAAGUUAUCUAGUAGACAUAAAUUAAAGACAAGGGCUACAACACUAUUUACAUUAUACUGUGUAUAUAAUAUAGGACAGCUUAAGAGCCAUAGCUUAAGUUGAAAGAACGGCAUUUAGAGCAAUACGUUUUCCAAGUGCGCAUUUUGUUUUAUACAUCAAAAGAAGAAUCUGAGUAGUGAGUAUAGAGUUGAUGCUUAGAGGAGGAAACAGACGAACUAUUGCGAAACAAACAAACAUACAAAGAGCCUCUUAGCUGUACAGUAACUAUAUACAUGCAGACCUCUGACAAUUCGGUUUCUUUUCCUAUUAUCAGUUCUGUUUCCACGUGAAGUCGUGCCAAAACUACCACAAGAGUCGAAGAAAGACAAAGGGCUGUUCAAUGCAAAGCUAAAUGAACGUCAGCGUGCUGCUGUAUCGAGGAUUUUGAUUGGCCAGUCUCGACCAAUGCCGUACGUUCUUUUUGGCCCGCCAGGCACUGGUAAAACUGUCACUCUGGUUGAAGCAAUACUACAGGUCGGUGGAGUUAGGUUAGGAUUGUGGUUUAAGAUUAGAAUCACGGCUAGGAUUGGGAUGUGGAUUAUGCUUAGAGGAGGUUAGGAUUGUGGUUUAGGAUUAGAAUCACGGCUAGGAUUGGGAUGUGGAUUAUGUUUAGAGGAUUAGGGUUAUUUAAGGAUUAUGAUGAUUUUGGGAUUAUGGUAGGAUUAAUCUAUUCAGUACAUGCCAGCACUAAUCCCCUUGACGAAUAAACCGUCUGGCGUUAGACAGAGUAAAAUAACAAAGUAGGGUGCAUUCGGGUGCAUUGCAAGUUAGCAAAUUAAAAAGGGUUAACAAGACACAUGAGCAGAUAAUCUGAUUAGCCCAUAAAGUGCAAGCACUUCCCCCUUGAAUAAAAUAAUAAAGUACCGGUAUGCUGUAUUAGGACACAGUGCGCCUUAAAGGGUUAAAGUGUAGAUUAGGAUUAGAAUAAUGCCUUAAGGGUUAGGAAGAGCUUUGGGAUUAGAAUUAGAGUCUUGGGAGAAUUCGUAAGCGAGAGGUGUACGUAAAAACAUGUAAAAGAGAAUAGACAAUUCUCAUUAUAUUCCAAUUAUAUUAUUUUAAAACUAGGCAAGGAGAUGCAAAUAAAUCACCACAGCUAGAAACGUUUGGUUGCGAAAUGUUGUAAAAUGCGGAAAAUAUAGCCUUGCAAAAUUUUCAAAUUUUGUAUACUUUUGUAUUGCGUGCGGAAAUUGCUACCAUUUUCGGCCCAAAUGUGGUAGGAAUGUGGUAGGAAUUUCCGCACGCAAUACAAAAGUAUACCAAAUGCAAAAGUAUACCAAGUACACGCAAUACAAAAGUAUACCGGAACACCACCGGAGCACAACCGGAACACCACCUAACCCUAACCCCAAUCCUAACCCCAAACUCUAAUCCUAACCCUAACCCUAAACAAAAUGGUGGUGUUCCGGUGUUACGGUGGUGUUCCAGUGUUCCGGUAGUCAGUGUUUUACUACAUGCCAAAUUUGCGAACUUUACAAGGCUAUAUUUUCCGCAUUUUACAACAUUUCGCCACCAAACUUUGUAAUUUUACUAAUUUUAGUAUGUUCUUUCUAGCUGUGGUGAUUUAUUUGCAUCUCCUUGCCUAGUUUUAAAAUUAGUCUAUAAUGGGAAUUGUCUAUUGUUUGUUUUGUUAUGUAGAUAUUUCAUCGCAUCAGUUCGAGUCGUAUUCUGGCGUGUACUCCGUCCAACAGUGCCGCCGAUCUCAUUGUAAGUAUAUUCACACUUUGGCAAAGUUUACGCAUACAUGUCGUAGAUCACUAAGAGAAGAGGGGGAAGGAGGGAGGUGGUAGUUGCCUUGCGGUGAACGCUUUUCCCGUAUUUACUCGUAUUAUUUUGGCAGACAUUUUCCCCGCCAUUUUCGCAUGCGCUUUACGUUUGACCAUUGUGUCCACUGGACUAGGUUUUAAAGAUAGGCUUGUUUUCCUUAUUUUCAGACAGAACGUCUUCACCACAGUGGUGGUAUCACAGAAGGUGACAUGGUUAGACUGAAUGCCUUUCAACGUCAACAAAAUAUCCCUGAAGACAUUGAGAACUACAGCACGAAUAUCGAGAAACUGGAUGUCGCUGCUCAUUAUCGCGUCGUGAUCUGCACCUGCACUACUGCUGGUCAGCUGCAUACACUAGGGCUCGCCCCAGGACAUUUUACACAUGUCAUCAUUGAUGAGGUUUGUUGGAUGGCUGUCCAUUUAAAUGUCUUAUGAUGGCGUCAGAAAGGCCCAUUUCCACUUGGGAAAAAUUUUCGUAGAAAGAAAAUUUUGUAAAAUGUGAUUGGUCGACGCGAAUUUUCCUUUGGAAAAAAAUUUUAUUGAAAAUUUGAUAUUUUCGGAAAAUUUUCUGUCCGUGGAAAUUUUCUUUAGUGGAAAUGGGCCUUAAUAAUAGAAUCAGUAUUCACAGUGUGACUAACCAAAAAUAUCAAAUUUGGGUCAUUCGAAGAGGAAAUGUAAUAUAUCUUUAUAAUAAAAAAUCCCAUCUUGAUCAACUUUUUCACUGUCAAAAUUUACGGAUAUGAUGUCAUUAGAUGAAUUGCAAAUUAGUUUUCCUUUGUUUUUUUUUGUACAGAAAAUUCACCUAAUGACAUCAUAUCCGGAAACUUUGACAGUGAAAAAGUUGAUCAAGAUGAGGUUUUUUACUAUAAAGAUAUGUUACAUUUCUUCUCAGAGUGACCCAAGUAUUACACAUACCAAAAAUUAUAUUUGGGGUUAGUCACACUUUAAGUAAAGCUAACCAAAGGUAAGAAAUCACUUUGGUUGAGUUAAUAUUUUGAAAAUAUAUUUUAUUGAUUUUUCGUUUAGGCUGGACAAGCCACAGAACCUGAGAGUUUAGUCCCCAUUUCUUUUCUGGCUGGGACUGAAGGACAGGUAGGACAAGACAGAGUUGCACAGGCCUUAAAAUAUCUUUUACAGGGCCAUCUGGCAAAAUGUCCGAUGAUUUUGAGUUUGAAUGCCACAAAUUAAUAUCAGUACAAUGUAUUAAUUCUGAACAGUAAAUCAUGUGAAGAUACUAAAGAAUUUGUGUCAUUCACACUUAUUUCCAAGCCAAAAUUAACUUGCUUGCCAAUAACAGCAAUAAGACUUCGACAACUUAAGCCCGUUUUCCACAUCACCAUUUUGCUAGCCACCCUGCGCUCGAUUGCAUUAUAUAAAACAACAUUUCCGGUUCAUAUUACUCUGAUUCUCCAUUCAACAUACGAGCCUCUUAGAGUCUAGUCCUGCACUAGGGUACAUUUUGAUUUACUUCGGAAAAAGCAAUUCGGUGGGACAUCAAUACACUCGGACAAACAAUAACCCCCCAGUUUCACUUGAGUCGGACUGAAUGUUCGGUGGUUUCUUCUCUACGUAGGGCAAUUUCAUGAGUGGGUCAGACAAUAUCCUUGACCAAGCGAUAUUUUAAGUCCAAUGGCGGACACUUCACGAGAUAUUGGGGGGCAAUUAGUUUGUCAACAUAUGACACCUUUUGUAGCUCCUAGGAAUGGACACAUAAGGUUCUGUUAAAUUGAUUUCAUUUUUCUUUAGAUAAUACUUGGCGGUGACCCGUACCAACUUGGCGCAGUACUUCGUUCACCAAUCUGUCAAACCUACGGUCUUAACAUCUCACUGUUAGAACGCCUCAUGACCCGCACACCAUACCUACGAGACGAGACGAAGUUCUCUAAUCAUGGCUGCUAUGAUCCUCUGGCUGUGACCAAGCUUAUCAAUAAUUAUCGUUCUCAUGAGGCACUACUGGAGUUACCUUCGAGGCUGUUUUACCAUGCUGAAAUGGUGCCGUGUGCUGAUGAGAAUGUCAAGAAUUGUCUGUGUGAAUGGGAUGUACUACCGAAUAAAGAUGGUUUUCCAGUCCUUUUUCAUGGAGUUAAGGUAAUUAUAGUGAGGUUUAGAUUUGACUUCCACUACCAUUAAGGGACCAUUAACCAAUCUGAUGCGUUUGGUAUAACUGAUUAACCAAUCAGAUGCGUUUGGUAUAGCUGAUUAACCAAUCAGAUGCGUUUGGUAUAGCUGAUUAACCAAUCAGAUGCGUUUGGUAUAACUGAUUAACCAAUCAGAUGCGUUUGGUAUAGGUGAUUAACCAAUCAGAUGCGUUUGGUAUAGCUGAUUAACCAAUCAGAUGCGUUUGGUAUAGCUGAUUAACCAAUCAGAUGCGUUUGGUAUAGCUGAUUAACCAAUCAGAUGCGUUUGGUAUAGCUGAUUAACCAAUCAGAUGCGUUUGGUAUAACUGAUUAACCAAUCAGAUGCGUUUGGUAUAGCUGAUCAACUAAUCAGAUGCGUACUAAGUAUUUGCCACAAUUUCUUAAAAUGUAUUUUCAAAACUCAUUUGAAGAAUAUAUGUGCUAAUUAUCCUUACUUACAGCAGCUGAGAACUACAUAUAGUAAGCUGAAUUGCGAAGGUCAACCUGAUUGAGUCGAACUGUCGAAGGCUUUCUAGGGCGCCUAUGGCAGCCACCUUAAAAUGACUCAUGUCAGAUCAUGGAACACAGCUACGGUGGAAGAGUCAGUUAGGGAUUUAUGUUUAGAUAUUGUAUAUUUUUAUUGUAUAUCUAUUUAGGGAGAAGAUUUACGCGAAGGCAACAGUCCAUCAUGGUUCAAUGCAGUCGAAGCUGUACAAGUUAUAAGAUAUGUCCACGAAUUACGAAAGUUCGAGAAACAUCCCGUAAAACUUAAUGAUAUCGGUAUCAUCACUCCGUAUAGGAAACAGGUAAAUGUAUUUGGAAACAUUGCAUUUCAUGUGUUACUCCUGUUUCCCCUCACGUGUGGACCAUAGCGAUUGCAAAAGAUAUUUAUUAUAUAAACAUAAGUGUUAUAUAGAGUUUUUGGCCACUGAGAAAAAUCGUAUUUGAACACACGUAAAAAAUACGAUAUUUUUACGUGUGAAAAUAUCAUUUGUUGUAAAACGCAUUGCCACGGACGUUUUAUUGUUUUUCACUGAAUUUUGUUUAUAUAAUAAACAGAAAAAUACAUGGGUGCUUGGAAAUAUCAGAUUUAUUUCUCGUGUUGAACAUGAUAUCUCACUCGUUCGCUGCGCUCACUCGUGAGAUAUCAUGUUCAACACUCGAAAUAAAUCUGGUAUUUCCGCGUACCCAUGUAUUAUUCUCUAUGUAUUUCAUUACUAAUAAAAUGUGAACUAUAUAUAACACUCGUUUUACAUGUGCUCGAAGCAACUGCUUAUACUUAUAUUGUUCCGCGAGUGUCCCACGCGUGAUUCUUGCGUAAUCAUAUAACUAAGGGCAGGGCCCCUACACAUGCAUCUUCUCUUCUCUCUCUCUCUUAUUCUCUCUCCUCUCUUAUUCUCUCUUUUCUCUCUUCUCUCUUAUUCUCUCUUAUUCUCUCUUCUCUCUCUUCUCGCUCUUCUCUCUCUUCUCGCUCUUCUCUCUCUUCCCUCUUCUCUCUUAUUCUCUCUUCUCUCUUAUUCUCUCUUAUUCUCUCUUCUCUCUCUUCUCUUCUCUCUUAUUCUCUCUUCUCUCUUAUUCUCUCUUCUCUCUAAUUCUCUCUUUUCUCUUUCUUCUGACCUCCAAAGCAUUUUUUAUUCUGCCGUAAGCCGAACCUCUGUCACGAGUCAUCGUUUAUUGAUCCAGUGAAACUUCAGGAGGAAACCUAAGCUAAACUAACCGACCAUCAGUUCUAAACUGUUCUUUCUUCGAUCAUUCUUUCAGGUUGAGAAAAUUCGGUUGUUGUUGGAUAGGCUGGGCAUGAGUGAAAUUAAAGUCGGUUCAGUGGAAGAAUUCCAAGGUCAAGAGAGACUGGUCAUUAUUAUUUCUACUGUAAGUAAUAGUGACUAAUUUCAAUCCGUCAAGCAGGGGUGGAAAACAUAGGCAAGACUGCUCGCAGGAAAUGUUAAACAGCUGCAGGAAAUUCGUUUUGAAUGAAGAUUUGCUAUUGAAAAUUUGAAGGAAACUUUAACAGCCAUGUCCCACUAUGGGCGCAACAACAUAUGGUUAAUUUAAUUUAUAAACUUUGCCGAUGAAACAGUACAUUGCAUAACAGGACAAAAACAAACUCAUUUAACGUACAUAAUGAAACACAGUACAUGACCACGGAUGGGUGACCGCAACAGCGAAUAACCAAUUACUGCGGGCUCGAAUAGCCAAUUACUGCGGGUUGACAGACAUUCCUUGAAUUUAAAACCAUGGUCAGCUAGAACACUACAGUAUAUGUUUAUGCACAUGCAGAUUUAGCACAAAAAUACUCCGUUGGUCUGCAGGAAAUUAUUUUUCCUGCCCUGCGGCGUCAAGACCAUUCUGUGAUGUAAACAGCUUCUUAUCGUCCAUUUUUAUUGUCUUGCUAUAGGUUCGAUCACGCGAAAACCUAAUUGGAUUCGACUACACUCAUAACAUUGGUUUCCUCAGCAAUCCCAAGAGAUUCAAUGUUGCAAUUACGAGGGCCCAGGCUUUGAUGAUCGUUAUCGGUAACCCGCAUGUCUUGGUACAGGUAGGAUGUAAUGUUGUGUGGUUAUGUUAUGGUUGAACACACGUGGAGUGUUUUAUCUGGUUGAAGAAGGUGUGGGGUAGCCCUUCGUGUUGGAGGGAGGACUUUGAUAGCCUGACCUGGGAGUUUUCGUUCACUUGACCUCACGUUGAAAAUGCAAACCUUUUCGGUUUCAAUAAAAAUAGCGCGUAUUCUCGGAACAUUCGUUCUGAGAACUGUACCCUAUUAUUUGUCUAGAGGAGGCUCUUUGGCAUCGAUGAGUUAAUGGGCUUAAGGCUUGUUUAGACAAUCAAACUUUCUGUGAUCACAGGAAGAUUUUUGGACAG
Molecule: messenger RNA, 7886 nt
Organism: Paramuricea clavata
Lineage: Eukaryota; Metazoa; Cnidaria; Anthozoa; Malacalcyonacea; Plexauridae
Source: the annotation of a GenBank genome assembly